Messenger RNA from Striga asiatica, 172 nucleotides. Lineage: Eukaryota; Viridiplantae; Streptophyta; Magnoliopsida; Lamiales; Orobanchaceae. The record is from the annotation of a GenBank genome assembly.
GGUGGUACCACUUACGUUGAAACUUUUACCUGUUGGCAGGAAUCUCACCAAAGUGACAAUGUCUGGACGAACACAACAAGAGCAACAGAGAAUGCUGAACAACGACAGAUGUGACUCCGGAGUUGGACCAAGCCUUUGUGGAUUUACUUCAACAAAGUCGUCAUCUUGGUUG